Molecule: messenger RNA, 498 nt
Organism: Verticillium nonalfalfae
Lineage: Eukaryota; Fungi; Ascomycota; Sordariomycetes; Glomerellales; Plectosphaerellaceae
Exons: 3
Coding region: 1-498 (165 amino acids)
Biological process (GO): positive regulation of transcription by RNA polymerase II
Molecular function (GO): zinc ion binding; DNA-binding transcription factor activity, RNA polymerase II-specific
Source: RefSeq, a predicted model, not a curated record
AUGCCUCCCAAGCGAAAGACCAAUGAUGUCGAAACCAAUCCGACGUCAACCUCUGGCCCAGUGAAGAGGCAGAGAGUAUCACGGGCCUGCGAUCAGUGCAGAAGCAGCGCGCGAGAGAAGUGCGACGGCAUCCAACCGCAGUGCUUCGCCUGCGUCUCGCUCAACCGGGAGUGCACCUACAACGUCGCACCCAAGAAGCGAGGCGUCCAGACUGGCCUCAUCCGCACCCUCGAGUCGGCUCUCGUCUGGGUUUUCGAGCAGUUCCCCGGCACUGAGGCUGCCUUGAAUGACUUGCUGGCCCAGGAAUCCGGCCCAGAGUCCCUCCUCAUUGGUAAGGAGAGCGAGGCCGGUAGCCGUCUUCAUCGACGAUGGAGAAAGUCCAAAACAUGCAAGGAGAUUGAUCGACUCUUGUCCGGCAGAGAUGGCUCGAGCCCCAGGAUAGAAGGAUCCGAGGAGGAUGAGUCCAGCACAGAAGCAGAUCAGCUGGCUGCCCAAUAA